UCCACUUCCCACUUUUUCAUAAUUUAACUUCUUUAUAAUCUUUCACCACUAAGUUUUACUUUUUACACUUUUACCACUAUAUAUCUUCACUUAAUUUUUAAGGGUUUUACUACUCUCCUUUUAACAUUAACUUAGGCCAUCAUGAAUCACAACGCCGCCGUUCUCACGGCAUUCAUCUGCAUUGUCAUCUCAACUGCCGCCGGUCAAUCUCCGGCAUCUUCCCCCACCGCCACCCCUGCCCCACCAACCACCACAUCACCACCACCAGCCUCCUCCACCCCACCACCAGUGAGCACCCCACCACCAGUGAGCACUCCACCACCAGUGAGCACCCCACCACCGGUUGCCGUUCCAGUGUCAUCACCACCACCAGCAGCCACCCCACCUCCCGUCGCUUCACCACCACCAGCAGCCACCCCACCACCCGUUGCUACUCCACCACCAGUUGCCACCCCACCACCAGCCACUCCACCGCCAGCGCCUCUAGCUUCCCCACCUGCUCCGGUCCCAGUUUCAGCUCCCAGUGUGACUCCAGUAGCUGCACCAUCUCCUUUGGCUUUAAGCCCACCGGCACCACCCACCGGAGCUCCUUCUCCGGCGCUCUCCACUGAUCUGUCCCCUGCACCUUCUGCUACUGACGUGAGUGGUGCACAGAAGAUGGGAUCAAUGGUUGGGAGCAUUGUUUUUGGAUGUGCUCUUAUUUACUCGGUACUCUAGAGAUGAAUAUUUUUAUGCCAUCGAGUUGAGCUCUAUGUAGUCUUGAGGAGUUGACUUGAUGGUUGAGAACUUUUGCAUUGUACUUGUCGUAGCUGUAUACAUUCUUUUGUGCGGAUGCAGUUUCUUGUAACUUUGUGAUACUAUUGUCGACUUUGCUACUAUUGCUAUUAUUAUUAUUAUAUUGUUUCGAUUUAUGCUA
This is a messenger RNA of Erigeron canadensis, 916 nucleotides long. Its product is annotated as classical arabinogalactan protein 9-like. Lineage: Eukaryota; Viridiplantae; Streptophyta; Magnoliopsida; Asterales; Asteraceae. Gene Ontology annotation, cellular component: plasma membrane. The record is from RefSeq and is a predicted model, not a curated record. The transcript is spliced from 2 exons. Bases 142 to 717 code for a protein of 191 amino acids.